CGGGAGUGGGAGGAAAAGGGAGACGCCAGGAACGCCCCGGGAGUGACGAGAAGGGCGCGAGGUUCACCCGGAGAAGCGAGACCUGGAGGAAGACCCGGCAGCGGCGGCCCUGCGGGGGGAUCUCCGGGGCUUCUGAGCCCCCUACCCAGCCCCCUCCAAACCAACCCGGGUGAACAGACGCCCUGCCAGGCCAGCGCAGCUGCUGGACACGGUCCUCGGCGACGCUACAACGAGACCGCGACCGCUAAGCCCCUCCUUUCGAGCAACUCUGGGGCCGCCCCUGGAAGUGGCGGGGCGGAGGGACCGAAGGAGCGACGCGCGGCAGCGAUGGAGCCGAGCGGCCUGGGCGCAGAGGCCGGCAUGGAGGGCGCGGCGGGUGACCCGUACCGGCCACCCGCGCGGCGCACGCAGUGGCUGCUGAGCGCCCUGGCUCACCACUACGGGCUGGACCGUGGCGUGGAGAAUGAGAUCGUGGUGCUGGCCACGGGCCUGGACCAGUACCUGCAAGAGGUCUUCCACCAUCUGGACUGCCGUGGCGCCGGCCGCCUGCCCCGCGCCGACUUCCGCGCGCUCUGCGCGGUGCUGGGGCUGCGCGCCGAGGGGGCCGCCGCCGCCGCCGCCGGGGAGGCCACCAGGAAUGCGGCCGCCAGAGACGCGAGCUCCGGGAAUGUGACCGCCGGGGACACGGCCCCUGGGGUGGCCACCGACCAGGACGCAGAUGACGAGGAGGAGGCGCGCCUGGCCCUGAGUUCUGAGCCGCCCGAGCUAACCUUCCGCCAGUUCCACGCGCGCCUCUGCGGCUACUUCGGCACCCGCGCGGGGCCCCGGCUGCCCCGCGGCGCUCUCAGCGAGCACAUCGAGACGCAGAUCCGCCUGCGCCGCCCGCGCCGCCGCACGCCCCGCACGCCCCGCACGGCCGGCCCCGACGGCGGCCCAGACAGCGAGCGCUUGGCGCGCUUGGAGGAGGAGAACAGCAGCCUACGGGAGCUGGUGGAGGAUCUGCGCGCCGCGCUGCAGAGCAGUGACGCGCGCUGCCUCGCGCUGCAGGUCGGCCUCUGGAAGAGCCAGGCGGGCGCCGCGGAGGUGCCCGGCCUGCAGCGCUGCCUGCGGCGGCUGGAGGGCGAGCUGCGGCGCUACAGGUCAGAGGGCACCCAGCUCCCAACCUCCCCACGAGCCAGCCCAGAGCCAGAAGCCAAGAGUGGUGAACCUGAGGAUUGUGGGACCGGAGGCCCAGACCCCCCUCUACACGGAGCCUGGCAGUCAGAUAGAGGCUCCGGGAGCAGAGCCCUGGAUGAAGCUGUGGAUGAGCAGCUGUUCCGCUCGGUGGAGGGCCAGGCCGCCUCUGACGAGGAGGAGGAGGAUGAGGAGAAGUGGCGGGAGGAGCAGAGGCCGCCAGCCGAGGUGGAGACACUGCUGGCUCACCUCUCCAGCUGCGGGAGUGGGUGUGAUGACCAGAUGGCCAAGAAACUCAAGACUUACUUCAGCCACUUUGGCUCUGCCAACCAUGCCCACACCCUGGGGGAGCUGGAGGCCCACAUCGCCAUGCUGGUGGAGCAGCUGGGGACCCAGGGCUGCAGCGGGAAGACCCUGGGGUCACCUGGGGAGGAGGCAGAGCUGCAGCGGAAGGUGGAUGAGAAUGAGCACUUGAGGCUGGAGCUGCAGAUGCUGGAGACGGAGCGGGUACGGCUCUCCUUGCUGGAGGAGAAGCUGGUGGACGUGCUGCAGCUUCUGCAGAGGCUCCGAGACCUGAACAUAUCGAAAAGAGCCCUGGGGAAGAUUUUGCUGGGCACACUGGAUGCUUGCAGGGACCUCGCACAUGAGGGGAUAUCUGGCCCCUCGGCCAUCCUGGAUGCCCUGCACCAAGCUUUGGCUGGCUGUGAGCUCUUGCGUAGAGAGCCCUCGGCACCAGCCUCUGCAGCUCCCGUGCUCACCAGCUCCCUCCUCAUCUCCUGCUGAGGUCACUGGCCCAGCCUGGGGGCAGCCUCGUCAGCCUGGCCACUGUCAGACCAGCCUCCAGGAUCAGCCUGACCACCAUCACAUCCUUGGAACCCUGGAGGCCCUGGCUCCUU
This is a messenger RNA of Ceratotherium simum simum (southern white rhinoceros), 2069 nucleotides long. The record is from RefSeq and is a predicted model, not a curated record. NCBI's taxonomy places the organism in Eukaryota, Metazoa, Chordata, Mammalia, Perissodactyla, Rhinocerotidae.